Messenger RNA from Medicago truncatula (barrel medic), 4597 nucleotides. RefSeq lists its product as uncharacterized. Gene Ontology annotation, biological process: protein phosphorylation. Gene Ontology annotation, molecular function: polysaccharide binding; ATP binding; protein kinase activity. The transcript has 7 exons. Bases 25 to 4470 code for a protein of 1481 amino acids. NCBI's taxonomy places the organism in Eukaryota, Viridiplantae, Streptophyta, Magnoliopsida, Fabales, Fabaceae. The record is from RefSeq and is a predicted model, not a curated record.
UUCUUUGGUCUAGUGCAAGAAAGAAUGAAACCUAUGCUUCAUCAUCCAUCUUCUUCCAUUAUUAUUUCCUUUUUCUCCUUCACCCUUUUGAUAAUCUCAAUCAUCAAUAUCCCAACUUGUUUGUGCGAUUAUGAUGACCAAUACACAAACUGCAACAAUGCUUUUAACUGCGGAAGCAGCAUCGCGAACAUCAAGUAUCCAUUCUGGGGAGAAAAUAGAGAUAAAUAUUGUGGUGGUGUUUCUUCCGAUCCUAAUAUGGAUCUUACAUGCGAAGAAAGUGUUCCAAAGAUAAAUAUCAACGACGUCAAAUACCGCAUUCUUGAUUGGAACGAUACAAUACAAAAACUCACAGUCGCCAGAGAAGAUUGCUGGAGUGGUAUUUGUGCUGUGAAUGUGAGUAGCAAUCCUAAGAACAGCACAUUCGAUAACACUAUGUUUCAACGUGAUGGUGAUGUUUCGUAUAAUGUAAGUCUGUUAUACAAUUGUGAAACAAGUAUAACAAAUAUUUUUAGUACUACCUGUGGUAAUACUAAAGUUUCCUACACAAUUGUGGAUCCUGCUUCCGCCUCACUCACAUGUACUCCGAGUGUUAUUGUUGAGUUUCCAAUUUUGGCAGUCCAAGUCAGACAAAUUGCAACGCUCAAUGAUAUAAACAAAGCAUUACAAGGCGGUUUUGAUUUGAAAUGGACGGGAAAUUAUGGAGAGUGUCAAAAGUGCGUUGAUUCUGAUGGUGUGUGUGGCAGCAAUGAUGGAGGAAAUGAAUUUAGAUGUUUCUGCAAAGAUGGAUCGCAUACAACUUCAUGUGCUUCACAAAAGGUCUUAACCUCGAACAAUAGUACAGAACGAAACAGGAGUCGUACUGUGAUAGGUGCUAUUGUUGCUGGAUUUGGAGUAACAAUUAUUAUUAUGAUCAGUUGUUACUUUAAUAAGGGUAAUGGGAGACCGAAUAUGAGUAUUUUCAGGAAAAGAAGAAAAGUUGUUGACCACAAUGUAGAAGUUUUCAUGCAAAGUUAUAAUUCAUCUAUGCCAAGAAGAUAUAGUUAUAAAGAAAUAAAAAGGAUAACAAACUCUUUCCGAGUUAAAUUAGGCCAAGGAGGAUAUGGUGUUGUUUACAAAGCAAGUUUAAUUGAUGGUCGUCAAGUGGCGGUGAAAGUAAUAAAUGAAUCCAAAGGAAAUGGAGAAGAAUUCAUAAAUGAAGUUGCUAGCAUUAGUCGAACAUCACACAUGAACAUUGUGUCCCUUUUAGGCUUUUGUUAUGAGGUGGACAAAAGAGCACUAAUAUAUGAAUUCAUGCCCAAUGGAUCAUUGGAUAAGUUCAUCUAUAAAAGUGAAUUUCCUAACGCUAUUUGUGAUUUUGAUUGGAACACUUUGUUCCAAAUAGCAAUUGGCAUUGCUAGAGGUCUAGAGUACUUGCACCAAGGAUGCAGUUCAAGGAUUCUGCAUCUUGAUAUAAAACCUCAAAACAUUCUUUUGGAUGAUGAUUUUUGCCCAAAAAUCUCUGAUUUUGGACUAGCGAAAAUAUGCCAAAAGAAGGAUAGUAUUGUGUCAAUAUUAGGGGCAAGAGGAACAAUAGGAUAUAUGGCACCAGAAGCAUUUAAUAGAUCAUUUGGUGGAGUUUCUUACAAAUCUGAUGUAUAUAGUUAUGGCAUGUUGAUUCUUGAAAUGAUCGGAGGAAGGAAGAACUACGACACUGGCGGGUCAUGUACUUCUGAAAUGUACUUUCCAGAUUGGAUUUAUAAGGAUCUUGAGCAAGGUAAUACUCUUUUAAAUUGUUCGACAGUCUCGGAGGAAGAAAAUGAUAUGGUCAGAAAGAUUACUUUGGUGAGUCUGUGGCGCAUUCAAACUAAACUAUCAGAUAGACCACCGAUGAAUAAAGUAAUAGAAAUGUUGCAAGGACCACUUUCAACAAUAUCAUAUCCUCCAAAGCCCGUCUUAUAUUCACCUGAAAGGCCACAAUUACAAGUGUCAGACAUGUCUUCAUCUGAUCUGUAUGAGACAAUAUCAAUAACAGAAUCAAAGUGGCGGUCGAUGCUGGAUCCUUUACAUGGCUACUCCGUGAAGGGUACUUAUGCUUAUCUCACGACGCCAGGUGUGCCUUCCGAACGUGGUCGGUUUGACGAUGUGUGGGUGAAGGAAGCUCUGCUUAAGGUUUCUAUCUUUGUUUGGCGACUUCUCCGCAAUCGAAUGCCAACUAAAGAUAACCUCUUCCGUCGGCGCAUCAUUCCUCUCGACGACAUAUCUUGCAUUGCUGGUUGUGAUUCUCCCGAGACAGUGGAUCAUCUCCCAUUUCAUUGUCCUCAUUUUGGAGUGGUGUGGCUAGACAUUUCUUUUAUUGCUCCAGUGUCUAUCUCCGAUCAUCUUCAUCAGUUUUUUCAUUCGGCGGGGUUUCCGCGAGCUAUUCACUCUUUUCUAACGAUCAACUCUAUCAUUAAUUUUAAGUUGACUAAGUCAAUUCUAUAUUUUUAUCACACCAAAACCAAUCUUAUCACUCACACUUUGUUCCACCACAUACUUCUUUGUUCUAGCCCAAGAAUGAAACCUUUGAUUCAUCAUUCUUCUUCCAUUGUUAUUUUCUUUUACUCCAUAAUAUUGAUGAUCUCAAUCAUCAAUAUUCCAAAGUGUCUUUGUGUUGAUAAUAACCAAUACACAAACUGUAGCAAAACUUUUAACUGUGAAAGCAACAUCACAAAUCUUGAAUAUCCAUUCUGGGGAGAAAAUAGAGGAAAUUAUUGUGGUGUUUCCGAUCCUAAUAUGAAGCUUACAUGCGAAGGAAAAGUCCCGAAGAUAACGAUCAAUUUCGUGAAAUAUCGUAUUCUUGAAUGGAACAAUGCAACACUGAGACUUAGAGUUGCAAGAGAUGAUUACUGGAGUAAUAUAUGUGCCUUGAGUGACAAUCAUAAGAACAGCACAUUCAACAACACUUUCUUUCAACGUUAUGGUAAUACUUCGUCUAAAGUAACUUUGUUAUACAAUUACAAUACAAGUUUACCGAGGAGUGUUGUUGAGAUUCCGAUUUUGGACACCCAAGCUGCGAAAAUUGCAACGGUUAAUGAUGUAAACCAAGCAUUAGAAAAGGGUUUUGAGUUGAAAUGGACGGGAAAUUAUAGUGAGUGUCAGAAGUGUGUUGAUUCCGGUGGAGUGUGUGGCAACGAUGGAGGAAUUGGAUUCAAAUGUUUCUGUAAGAAUGGAACUUCUACCACUACAUGCAGUUCACCAUUGCCCUUAUCCUCAAGGUCAAAACGGGACAGGAGGUUAAUUGUGAUUGGUGCUUCAGUUGCUGGAUUUGGAGUAACAAUGUUCUUUAUUAUUUUCAUCAGUUGUUACUUUAAAAAGGGUAUACGUAGACCGCAAAUGACUAUUUUCAGGAAAAGAAGAAAACAUGUCGACAACAAUGUGGAGGUUUUCAUGCAAAGUUACAAUUUAUCUAUUGCGAGAAGAUACAGUUAUGCAGAAGUAAAAAGGAUCACAAACUCAUUCCGUGAUAAAUUAGGCCACGGAGGAUAUGGUGUUGUGUACAAAGCAAGUUUAACGGAUGGUCGUCAAGUGGCAGUGAAAGUAAUAAACGAGUCAAAAGGAAAUGGGGAAGAGUUCAUAAAUGAAGUUGCUAGCAUCAGUAGAACAUCACACAUGAACAUUGUGUCACUUUUAGGUUAUUGUUACGAGGCAAAUAAAAGAGCACUAAUAUAUGAGUUCAUGCCCAAAGGAUCACUAGACAAAUUCAUCUAUAAAAGUGGAUUUCCUGACGCUGUUUGUGAUUUUGAUUCGAACACUUUGUUCCAAAUUGCUAUCGGCAUUGCUAGAGGUUUAGAGUACUUGCAUCAAGGAUGUAGUUCAAGGAUACUGCAUCUUGAUAUCAAACCUCAAAACAUUCUUUUGGACGAAAACUUUUGCCCAAAAAUCUCUGAUUUUGGACUAGCAAAAAUAUGUCAAAUGAAUGAUAGUAUUGUGUCAAUACCGGGGACAAGAGGAACUAUAGGAUAUAUGGCGCCAGAAGUAUUUAGCAGAGCAUUUGGUGGUGUUUCUUACAAAUCUGAUGUAUACAGUUAUGGUAUGUUGAUUCUUGAAAUGAUUGGAGGAAGAAAGAACUAUCAAACUGGAGGGUCGUGUACUUCUGAAAUGUACUUUCCAGACUGGAUUUAUAAGGAUCUUGAGCAAGGUAAUGAUCUUUUAAAUUCUUUGACAAUUUCAGAGGAAGAAAAUGAUAUGGUUAAAAAGAUUACUAUGGUGAGCCUAUGGUGCAUUCAAACAAAUCCAUUAGAUAGACCACCAAUGAAUAAAGUAAUUGAAAUGCUACAAGGACCGCUUUCAUCGGUCACAUUUCCUCCAAAACCUGUCUUAUUUUCUCCUAAAAGGCCACCACUACAACUCUCAAAUAUGUCUUCAUCAGAUUGGCAAGAGACAAAUUCAAUUACAACAGAGACAGAACUAGAAGAGGAACCAAUAGAGACCACGGUCCUCCCAAACUCUUAAUUUUUAUUUAUUUAUUUCUACUGGGAUACUAUUAUAAUUUUUGGUCACUAUAUUUGUGUGAAUGAGCAUUAUAUGAAAUUGUAUAAUGAGCAUUUUUAAGUUACUAUAUUAGGCCUUAGACACUAAA